AUGGCGCCUCUCGCCCACAAGGUUGCUAUAAUCACAGGCGCAUGUGGCGGCUUGGGACGUACUAUCGCAGAGCGAUUCCUUGAAGACGGCGCCAAUGUCGUUGUCUGCGACAUAAACGACGACCUGAUAGCCGACUUCAGAGAGAAGCUGUCUCCUGCAUACCCAGAAUGCACACUUGUCCUCAAAGCCGACAUCACCGAGGAAACAGCCCUUGACGAGCUUUUUGACCAAGCGGAGGGGAUGUUUGGCCACGUCGACUAUGUCAUCAACAAUGCUGGCAUUAUGGAUCGCUUUGACCCAGCGGGGACGACAGAGAAGGCGAUGUGGGAUCGCGUGAUUGCCAUCAACCUGACAGCGCCUGCAAUGGUGACCAAAAGGGCUGUCAACAUGAUGGUGAAGCACAAUACCAAAGGCGCAAUCGUCAAUAUCGCAUCCGUGGCCGGCUUCAGAGGGUUUGCAGCCGGUGCUGCAUACACAGCAAGCAAACACGGCCUCGUAGGGCUGACGAAGAACACCGCUGCGUUCUACAAGACGCAAGGUAUUCGUUGCAAUGCCAUACUGGCCGACGGUAUGCAGACUAAUAUCGGCUCCGCGCUUGCCAAUGGCAUGUGCCAGGAAGGUUUCAAUCUCGCCGUUGGAGGCCAAGCCCCGGAGGACACCGUGAGCGUGGAAACGUCGAAGGUUGCGAAGUUGGUCUCGUAUUUGUGUUCUCAAGAUGGCGAGAUCAUGAAUGGUGCGCUGGUUACCGCUGAUGCUGGGUGGACAGCCACUUGA
Molecule: messenger RNA, 774 nt
Organism: Baudoinia panamericana UAMH 10762
Lineage: Eukaryota; Fungi; Ascomycota; Dothideomycetes; Mycosphaerellales; Teratosphaeriaceae
Exons: 4
Coding region: 1-774 (257 amino acids)
Molecular function (GO): oxidoreductase activity
Source: RefSeq, a predicted model, not a curated record